CUGUGCGCGCCGUGCGGCGGGAUUACUGCGCAUGCGCAGAGUCGCUCAACUCCAGCUCGGCGGUCAGCUUGGUAUUUGCCGGCGGAAGCAGAUGGUGGACGUGAGAAUGAGUAGUUUGCUUAUAAUCUAAGUGAACGAUUUCGUCUCUUUUAACGAUUUGCCCCCCCCCGUCGGCUGCGAAAAGGUUAGAAAAAAAGCCCCCGCGAGACAGAGCGCGCUCCCUCGCGCUCUCGUCCGCCGGAGGGUGGAUGGCGUCACCGCAGUAGAGGAAAGAGACUAUGGGCAUAAAUAGAAACGCCUCUGUGCUGCCUCGGACUAAUGGUACCGUCUGAGUUCUGGAUGGUUCGGAUUCACGUGCGCGGAUCCAGUGAAGUGCACACAGCCAAGCCACCGCCUUGUCUCUCUAUUGUGCUUUGCAUGGGUGCGGUUCAGGGCAGGAUAGGGCAGGGUAAAGGGUGCUUUUAUUACUGCUGACAGCACCAGCAUCGCCUGUACGGACGGGAUCAGCGUAAGGAGGUGCCACACACACACAGUGGAUGCUGAGCUGCACUUAACAACAUGACUCUCGAGCCACUGAAAUCUGCCCUCUCCAUCGGAAAUAUGGACGACACCUCGCUUGCGCUGCCGAGCGUGAACCGGUAUCGAUCCGGACAAGAGCGCGUGUUGGAUCAAGUACAAACCAUCAGGCGAACCAAGACGAAGCAGAGUACCAGAGGUGGAUCCACUCCGUUGACUCCAACAAGUCCCCUGAGUGAUAACGUGUUCACAGACUUUUACACGCCGCUGCCCGCCACAGCCAACGGGAACGGCACCCUGAGGAACGGCCUUUCUGCAACGCUCAGCAAGGAGGGAACCUUCAAGCGGCAGACGUUUGUCAACAACAACAGCAACACUACUCGGGGGUCGGUGUUUCAAAGAAGGAUGUUCUUGUCCAAUCAGCACGAGAAGGGUUUUGUCCAUCUCGGCUCAGCGGCAGGCGGGAAAACCAACACCAGCCGCAGCGAGCCGGACAUGGGCGUGGGCUUCUGCAAACCGAAACCGGCCUUCCCGUCCCGGCAUCUUCGGGCCAACAGGGCCAGCACCCACCUGACGGAGAAGGCCGCCAGUCAGUUCGUGCUGAGCGAGCGGCCGCCGCUGAACUCGAAGAGUCCAAGUGCGACCGCCAAGAAAAGCCAGCUCUUCACCAGCCAAAGUGAAAUGGACAAGGCGGCGUCGAAGCACUCCAUCGCUGACUCUGCACGAAUGAGCAAGGGAGAUUUAAGCAACGGCGGAGUUGCCGAUCUCACCAUGAAGGACGCCGUUCGGUAUCUUUCCAGUGAGGACAAGAUGUACCAGCACUGCGGCGCUUCUUUUAUUCAGCACCACACCUUCGCAGAGGACCGGGCUAAGCAUCAGGUGCUGGAGCUCAACGGCGUCCCUCCUCUCGUGGGUCUGCUGCGGAGCGCCAAUCUUCAGAUCCAGCAGACGGCGUCGGCCGCCCUCCGUAACCUCACCUUCAAAAACAACGACGCCAAGCAGGAGGUGGCGCAGUGCGGGGGAGUCAGGGAGGCCGUGGCCCUGCUCAGAGAUACAGACUGUUCCUUCACUCAGAAACAGCUGACAGGCCUUUUGUGGAACCUGUCCUCCACGGACAGCCUGAAGCCAGACUUGCUGCAGAGUGCUUUGCCUGUGCUAAUGGAAAGAGUGAUACUGCCUUACACGACCGGCCCGGACCGUACCAACAACAACAGCCUGGACCCGGAGGUCUUCUUCAAUGCCACCGGUUGUCUCAGAAACCUGAGCAGUGCCAAGCAGAACAACAGACAGGCCAUGAGAAAAUGUCGAGGUCUGGUGGACUCCUUAGUCAGCUAUGUUCACGACAGCGUGGAGGCCGGAACGCCGGAUGACAAGUCUGUAGAGAACUGCGUCUGCAUCCUCCACAACCUGACCUUCCAGCUGGAGACUGAGGCCCAGUCCCUGUUCAACAAGAUCACGGCUUUGGCCCGCACUGCCAACAUGUCCCAAAGCCAGGGAGAAAUUGGCCCCAUAGGCUGCUUCAGUCCCCAGAGCAACAAAGAGCUGGAACAGGAGCGCCACUUUGACUACCCGGUAUCUGAGGACUUGAAUCCUAAAGGAGCAGGGUGGCUGAUCCACUCCAAAACCAUGCAAAGUUAUCUCUCCCUCCUGGGCUCCAGCCAGAGAGACAACACCCUUGAGGCCUGCUGUGGAGCCCUGCAGAACCUCACCACACAACCCGGCAUUGUGUCCAGCGUGAUGAGCCAGACUAUUGUGCAGAAGUUAAAUGGCCUGGAAGUCAUCGCUCCCCUUUUGAACUCGACCAACAUCAACCUGCAAAAGAGUACUGUGGCUCUGGUGGGAAACCUGACAAAGAACUGGAACCUACAGCCUGCCAUAGCACGAAAAACCCUCCCUAACCUUGUGAGCAUUGUGAACUCGGGCACCAAAGGAGCGAAUGACUCUGACGACACUUUGGCCAUCGCCUGCCAGACAGCCCACUGCCUGGUGCUGAGAGAGCCCGAGCUGUGCAAGUGUCACCUGAACACGACGUUUAUCAACUCCCUGAGAGAUCUGAGCCAAAACAGAUAUUUCCCCAAAUCCAGCAAAGCUGCGUCUGUGUUUCUCUACAACCUGUGGUUAAAGAAAGGCUUGCAAAGCCUGAUGAAAAAGCAAGGUAUGCACAAGACUACCUUUGUGAAUGACGUCACCAUGGCUGCACAUGAAUCAAACCUGGUUGUCGGAUAACAAGAUGGCAGACACGAAUCUGCGGGGGAGAAAAAAACAACAAAAAAACUUCUUCCAGAUGGCUCAACCCCAAAUGCCCCUCACACCUAUGGGAGGUCUACAUGAAUCACGUCUCUUCUCGCAUCAUAUUUCCACUUUAAGUCAAAAAGAUGUACGUUGCAUCCACCAUCAACAGUUUAGCCGCUCCUGUUCAUGCUGGUGUUUUCUUCCUCGCUGGUACAAGAUAAAGGUGAAAGGUUGGUGUGUAAACCAAUACAUCUGUCUGUUGUGUGUUUUUUAUCUUUCCAACUGUAUGAUUUAUUGAUAUCAAACGUUGUGACAUUUGUUUAAAACUUGUAUCCGUGCCAAAGUGUUUCCUCGAUACCGUUUUCUAACCAUGGUAGUGUGGCGCAGACGCCGUGUCGCAAGGUAAAUAUCUUCAGUAUCGCUCCCUUUGUCAAUAACAACUGCUGAGUAACCAUUUUCUAUACAUAAAGAACAUAUUUGACUUCGAAACCACUGUUAUCCAGUCUGGCGUUCGUACCAGGAAACACGACUCAGGCUGAGGACACAUUUACUGUCAUUUCCUCGGCCGACCUCACCGUCACCAGCCUUGGAAACCUCGGCUGCUCAGUACUUCAAAUACGCCGUUAGGUGGAGAAAUGAAAGUGUUGUGCACAUAUUUUGGUAUGGGAUGGCCACCGUAGCAGAAUAUUUGUGAAGAGAGGAGGGAAAACUAUUGUGCAAGCAUUCUUUAAUGUGACGCCAUCGGUUGGGUUUGUUACGAUCUCUAAAUGUCUACGCUGAGCUUGGCCACGGUUUGCACUGAAUGUGCUGUUUUUAAUGACUCCUGUGGGUAAACUGGGUAAGUAAGACAUAGAAAAGAGUGUAUUUGAAAGAACAAUAUCAUCUUGGGGGUAAAAUUAGAUAGCAGAAUACAGAUAAUGUAAUAAUAAUAAUAAUGAUAAUAAAUUAAAACUUGUAUAGAUAUUAUAGUUCCUCUCACCAAGAUUGUAAACAGAUUGUAUAGGAAGUGCAGAACAAUUUGUCUUUGGGAAGUGCUUAUUAAAAUGUUUCUAAAGAAAUAUUACCUUGC
Lampris incognitus (smalleye Pacific opah) is the source of this 3817-nucleotide messenger RNA. It is a transcript of the gene pkp1b, whose product is annotated as plakophilin 1b. Gene Ontology annotation, cellular component: adherens junction; plasma membrane; cytoplasm. The coding region runs from base 559 to 2742 and encodes 727 amino acids. The transcript is spliced from 15 exons. The record is from RefSeq and is a predicted model, not a curated record. Gene Ontology annotation, biological process: intermediate filament bundle assembly; cell-cell junction assembly; cell-cell adhesion. Gene Ontology annotation, molecular function: cadherin binding. NCBI's taxonomy places the organism in Eukaryota, Metazoa, Chordata, Actinopteri, Lampriformes, Lampridae.